UCUGAUCCAGCCUACAGGAUUAAAGGGGUGAGAGGAGGCCGUGAGAGACGCGGCCCGUCCUGCCCUCACAAUCCUCACAUCACAGACAGACGCUGAGCGCUCAGCAGCUCCACACAGUCUUGUGUUUGUGGAGAUGGGUCUGCGCUGGCUGUGGAGGCACCGGGUGAGCGCUUUACUGCUGGUGUUAGCGCUCCUACUGCUCCUCACACUCCUGGCCACACACUCACUGCAGACCAACAGAACCUAUGAACUGAGACCUACAGCAGACAGAAGGAACCAGAGAAGAGCUCCUGAGAAACACACGUCAACGCUCACUCCAAACACACACCAACCGCUCAAACACACAACGACAGCCAGAGCCGAGCGGCAGAGAUCACAUCCACCAUUGGUCUUCCUGAAGACACACCGGACCGGCAGCAGCACCGUGCAAAACAUCCUGUUUCGACUCGGGGAACGAGAGGGCGCCACUUUUGCCUUUCCCUCCCACACGUACCAGUUUAACUACCCAGACAGAUUCAGAGCGGCGUUUGUGGAUGAGCUGCCUGAGGGUUCAUCUCAGUUCAACGUGCUCUGUAGUCACAUGCGUUUGGACCUGAGGGAGGUGAGGAAGGUUAUGCCCCAGAACACAGUCUUCAUCACGCUGUUGCGAGACCCGAUCAAGACCUUCGAGUCGGUCUUCGGAUACUACACCUCCAUCACCCCAGCGUUCUUCAGUGCACACCGAGCCGCCGCCAACCAAGGCAAAUCUGCACUUUCUGUGUUCUUGGACUCUCCAGAAACCUUCUGGGACCCGAAGGAACCUGGGAAUGGUCUUGCCAAGAACCCAAUGAGCUUUGACUUGGGGCUGAACAACCAGAAGUGGAACGGCUCCUGGCCGGAGGACUUGGCUCAGCUGGAGGAAGCGUUUCACUUGGUGAUGAUCGCAGAGCACUUUGACGAGUCCCUAGUUCUCCUGGGAGCUCUUCUCGGACUGGAGCACCCGGAUGUGGCUUACCUUCGGCUCAACGCUCGCGCUGGCAACUGUGUGACGGAGCUGGAUGAGAACAUGCGGGAGAAAGUGCGAUCGUGGAACAUGCUAGACACAUUGCUGUACGACUUCUUCGAGCAGGUGUUCUGGGAGAAGGCAGCUCAGUUCGGGUUGGAGAGGUUGAAAACAGAGGUGGCGCGGCUCAGGGCCUCUACAAUGAAAAUGCAACAGAAAUGCGUGUCCAGGGCUGAGGUUCCUCCGGGAGAGCUGGAAGACUUGCUCCGCCCAUGGCAGACGGAGACGGCUACUAUCGUGGGAUACGAGGUGCGAGGGAACCUGUCACUCCAGGAUCAGGGGUUUUGUGUUCGGAUGAUGCUUCCCGAGCUUCAGUAUCACUCGCACUUGUACUUCAAGCAGUACGGUAGAGAUAUGAGAGCUGCUCCUGCUGACUGAAACCUGAGAUGGACGUAGUGGGAUUCACAGGAGUCGAAGGUCUGAUCUUGGCCAAUGGGAUUCUGUGGAUUUGUGACAGAACAAGUCUGGUGGAAGACUUGUUCCAAGACAGAACAACUGCUCCAUCUAAAACAAAGCCUGAAUAAGACAAGAGAGAAACACUACUUUGCCUGAACGGUGGUCUACAUCAGUGGUGCCCAUCCCAUGUCCUGUAGAACCCCAAACAGCACACGUUUUGUAUGUUUCUCUCAUCUGACCCAACCAUUUCAGGUCUUUGAAAUGAUGAGUUGAAUCACAAAUGUUUAAUUAGGACAAUAGUGUUCAAUCCUGCUCCUGGAGGGCCAAUGUCCUGCAGAGUUUAGCUCCAACCAGUUCCAACACAUCUGCCUGGAAGUUUCUAAUGAGCCAGAAGACCUUGAUAAGCUGGUGUAGAUGUGUUUUAUUAAAGUUGGAGCUAAACUCUGCAGGUAAAUGGGCAUCUAGGAGCAGGAUUAGAGACCCGUGGAUUAGGCAGAAAUAUAAAAGUUGAGGAAACUCCAAGACCAGGGUUGGGAAGCACUGGUCCGCACAUGAAACUGAUGGAGAAAGAUAAAACUGCAACUGCUCUGUACGACACUCUUGGUACUUUCACACAUACGGUCUUUGCUGUAAACCAGUGUCCAAUUCUGCUCCUGGAGGGUCACUUUCCUGCAGAGGUUAUGAUGCCUUCACAUGUUAAAGGAAAUUUCUUACUGCCCAAUAUUUAAGUUAGUCUUUUUUUCGCAUUUUAGUGCUUUGUUGUUAGGAAGACUAGGAAUCACGGAGGACAUCAGGUUCGUUCUAGACUAUUUCUUGGCAGAAUCUUAUUAAGGCCAAAAGGUUUUGAAGAUAUUUAAUCAAGAACCAAUGGAUUUUGAAUAAAAUGCAGCAUCCAAGUUGUUGACAACCAUAUAA
Carassius gibelio (silver crucian carp) is the source of this 2353-nucleotide messenger RNA. RefSeq names its product galactose-3-O-sulfotransferase 2. The transcript is spliced from 3 exons. Gene Ontology annotation, molecular function: galactosylceramide sulfotransferase activity. Gene Ontology annotation, biological process: glycolipid biosynthetic process. Lineage: Eukaryota; Metazoa; Chordata; Actinopteri; Cypriniformes; Cyprinidae. Gene Ontology annotation, cellular component: membrane. The record is from RefSeq and is a predicted model, not a curated record. The coding region runs from base 134 to 1420 and encodes 428 amino acids.